AUGAAGUUCUCGAUGCGAAAGUUUGCCAUGAUCCCCGCUGGACUGCUGGUGGGGAAGGCCUCGGCGGCGACAAGUGGAGACUUCAACGUCCUAUCAAUGAAUGUCGCAGGAUUGCCCGCCAUAUUGCAAUCCAACGAAGUUCCAGGCGACAAGGCGACCAACGCAGGAACAAUUGGGAGCAAGUUCGUCGAAUAUGGAUAUGACAUUAUCCACGUUCAAGAGGACUUCAACUACCAUGCGUACAUAUAUGCGACGGACGACCACGCAUAUCGCACGGCAACCUCUGGCGGAGUUCCAUUCGGCUCAGGUUUGAAUUCCUUGGCCAACUUUGACUGGGUCGACUUCACCCGGGUGAAGUGGGACGUCUGCAGUGAUGCCUCGUCGUCCGACUGCUUGACCCCAAAGGGCUUCACGUUCAUGCGCACCCGUAUUGAUGAUGGCGUCUAUGUGGAUUGCUACAACCUGCACGCCGAUGCCGGGACCGAAGCCGAGGACGAGACGGCUCGCAACUCCAACCUAGAGCAGGUGGCUUCGUACAUAGACACUUGGAGUAUCGGCAAUGCUGUUCUCGUCUUCGGCGAUACCAACAGCCGGUAUACUCGUGUCCUUGACAACAUCACCGUUUUCGCCAACCAGAACGGCUUGACAGAUCCAUGGGUCGAGCUCAUUCGAGACGGUGUCGUCCCCACCGUCGAAACGCUAUGCGAUAACCCCAGCAACAACACGUACUGCGAAACUGUUGACAAGGUCUUCUACAGGGGUAGCCCUGUCGUCAACCUCGAGGCCACCUACUUCAAUUACGAGAGCACCAAGUUCUUGCAAGCCGACGGGAACAUCCUCUCGGAUCAUAACCCCAUCACUGUCAACUUCACAUGGUCGUCCAGCAGUUCGCUUCGUCAGUCGAACUUUUUGGGCGGUCCCCACGGCACUUGGUUCAGCGAUGUGCCCGCUCUCGCCAGCAUUUCCAAGCCCAAAGCCUCCGUGCUCACGUUCAGCGGCGCAAACCGUCUCGACAGUGUUGGCGUGAAGCUUACCGACGGCACCACUUUCACGCACGGCGGCACUGGUGGCAAUGUAGCCACGCUCACGCUGGGUAGCAGCGAAUACUGGACGAGCGCGAAGCUUUGCCAGGGUUCGUACAACGACCAGACCCGUAACUUUUACAUUUUAGCCACUACCAGCAGUGGCAAGACGUUGAGCUCUGGCACGGCGACCUCCGACUGCGCUACCUUCACGGCGCCGAGCGGGUGGCAGAUCGUCGGCUUUGUGGGCCAAGAUGGUGACGAGAUGGAUCAAUUGGCGUUUGUGUAUGCGCCACAAUGA
Molecule: messenger RNA, 1323 nt
Organism: Pseudomassariella vexata
Lineage: Eukaryota; Fungi; Ascomycota; Sordariomycetes; Amphisphaeriales; Pseudomassariaceae
Product: endonuclease/Exonuclease/phosphatase
Exons: 2
Coding region: 1-1323 (440 amino acids)
Cellular component (GO): cytoplasm
Molecular function (GO): sphingomyelin phosphodiesterase activity
Source: RefSeq, a predicted model, not a curated record